This is a messenger RNA of Bombina bombina (fire-bellied toad), 2093 nucleotides long. RefSeq names its product phosphoglucomutase 3 (gene PGM3). Lineage: Eukaryota; Metazoa; Chordata; Amphibia; Anura; Bombinatoridae. Gene Ontology annotation, molecular function: magnesium ion binding; phosphoacetylglucosamine mutase activity. The record is from RefSeq and is a predicted model, not a curated record. Bases 129 to 1760 code for a protein of 543 amino acids. The transcript has 13 exons. Gene Ontology annotation, biological process: carbohydrate metabolic process; hemopoiesis; UDP-N-acetylglucosamine biosynthetic process.
CUACGCAUGCGCUUAGGUGGAACCAGGAAGUGGAAUAUGCAGUAUGGGCAGAAGACUGAUAAGGUUCCACGUCACCAUAGGACACACCCACAGCUUGAUUUUAGUUACCUGGGCAUCUCGGCAGCAGGAUGCAUUUGGAAGCAGUAUUGAAGUUCUCCACUCAACAUGCUAAGCCUCCAGGCCUCAUUCUUCAGUAUGGCACAGCUGGAUUUCGGACCAAAGCAGAACAUCUGGACCAUGUUAUGUAUCGCAUGGGUUUGUUAGCAGUCCUGAGAUCCAAAAAGACCAAAUCUGUUAUUGGUGUUAUGGUCACCGCUUCACACAACCCUGAGGAAGAUAAUGGCGUAAAACUAGUAGAUCCAAUGGGAGAAAUGCUUGCACAGACUUGGGAAGUGUACGCUACUAAUCUUGCCAACGCUGAAGAGCAUGAAUUACAGGCGGUCUUGAGUGACAUCAUUCACCAGGAAACCAUUAAUAUGCAACAAGAUGCUUUCAUAGCUAUUGGUAAAGAUACAAGGCCAAGCAGUGAAAGCCUUUCCUUUGCAGUAAUAGAUGGUGUAAAUUCUUUGGAGUCCAAAUACCAUGAUUAUGGUCUAGUAACAACCCCACAGCUGCAUUAUAUUGUCUGUUGUCGCAACACUAGCGGAGCAUAUGGGGAACCAACAGUUGAAGGCUACUACCAAAAACUUUCCAAGGCAUUUACUGAACUAGUUAAGCAAUCUCACAGCUGUGGAGGUGAAAACAGACACCUGAACGUAGAUGGAGCAAAUGGCAUUGGGGCUCUAAAACUUAAAGAGAUGCGGCGUUAUCUUGAUUCAGCCCUUUCUGUGCAGCUUUGUAAUGACGGCGCAAAAGGAAAACUGAACUAUAUGUGUGGUGCUGAUUAUGUGAAGGUGCAGCAGAAACCUCCGGAGGGUAUAAACGUGAUUCCUGGUGAACCUUGCUGUUCAUUUGAUGGCGAUGCUGAUCGCAUUGUUUACUUUUACAAUGAUAAUGCCAAUUGUUUUCACCUUCUUGAUGGGGAUAAAAUUGCUACCUUAAUAAGCACGUUCAUCAAAGAAUUGUUGGUUAAAGCAGACUUACAUCUAAAAAUGGCAGUUGUUCAAACAGCGUAUGCAAAUGGCAGUUCUACUCAUUAUUUGGAGGAAAUCAUGAAGGUGCCCGUUUUCUGUGCAAAGACUGGGGUGAAGCAUCUACACCACAAAGCUCAGGAAUUUGAUAUUGGGGUUUAUUUUGAGGCAAACGGUCAUGGAACAGUACUGUUUAGCAAUGCAGCCGAAGAACAGAUUAAACAGUUGGUCAGUAUGGAAACCACUGAGGAAAGGAAAAAAGCAGCACAGAUGCUUAAUAACACAAUCAAUUUGAUUAACCAGACUGUUGGAGAUGCUAUUUCUGACAUGCUGUUAAUUGAAGCUAUAUUGUCCAUCAAGGGUCUUAAUGUUCAGAAAUGGGAUGAAAUGUACACCGACCUUCCCAAUCGCCAACUUAAAGUUAAGGUUUCAGACAGAAAGGUUAUUGAAACGACUGAUGCCGAGAGGCGUACUAUAAAGCCACCAGGGCUUCAGGAGAAAAUUGAUGAGCUUGUUAAAAAGUACAACUUGUCCAGAUCAUUUGCACGUCCUUCAGGUACAGAGGAUGUUGUGCGUGUAUAUGCUGAGGCAGACACUCAGGGGAAUGCAAAUGCGCUGGCGUAUGAAGUAUGCCUUGCUGUGUAUCACCUUGCAGGAGGGGUAGGAGAGGAGCCAAAACCUUUAAGAUGAAGAAAGAAAAACCCCAUGAAAUGUAAAAAUAGUUCAAGUCAACCUCUGCCCUUCUUGAUAAUUCCAUUUGUACAAAAGUUUGGGUUCAGUUCUAUAAAUUCAACUGUUAAAAUGAAAUGUUCCUUAUAACUAAGGUGGCAGCUGUUUGAUAACUCACAACUGUAUUCUUUCUGAAACUUUUACAAUAUUUUCUGUGUCUGAAAGAAACUUAAUCAUGUACUCAAUUACUUUGUAGAUUUUUUUGUACCAUGGUGUAUAGAACUGUAUAUGCAAAUUGUAAACAAAAUACUAAAGUGUGCAAUUAUUUUUCAGAGUAAAAAUUUAUUAGUUACA